Molecule: messenger RNA, 878 nt
Organism: Branchiostoma floridae (Florida lancelet)
Lineage: Eukaryota; Metazoa; Chordata; Leptocardii; Amphioxiformes; Branchiostomatidae
Exons: 4
Coding region: 166-687 (173 amino acids)
Source: RefSeq, a predicted model, not a curated record
UUUUUUUCUUGUGUAAUAUUUUGGGAGAAAAUGACCCUUGCCCUCUUGACUUCCGUCAUGUGUUUCCGGUUGUUUUGAUUUUCCCGCCGUACGGGCUUUCUGUCAUCCGUUCCGGGCUGUUAUAUUUCUGUUCCUAAUGUGGUUUAAUUAAUACGUUUAAUCAAUAUGAGUUCUUCAAACAGCUACAUUAGCUCUUUGGAGCCUAAUGACCGAACCAGGUAUUUUGAGAAAUUAAUGGUAAGUGUCGAAGACGCCGGCGAUAGUUCAAACCCGGAAGUGACUGGUUCGGCGGUGACUGGUGACGGUGUACGCCUACCUGACCCAUACAGUCUGACAGGUUGGAAGGAUGAUUUGAGCCUCUGGCCAGAUACGGACUAUGGGUGCAUCUACACCUACCUAAUCGAGGCUCCAGGUCCGUUUAACGGAGAAGCCAUGAAAGCCUAUAAAUCCCUGGAGGCGUACAAUCUCUUUAUAAGUGGCCAUGUGAGGGAGUGCAGGUACCACCCUAUUGGAAAAAAUGUGAAGGUCUGCUUCCUUAAGGCCAAGGUUGUGCCAGGACAGAGAGUAACAGAGACUCCUCACAACCCAUGGGUGUGUUUGACCAAAAAAGAGGGUUAUGUCAUGGCAGCUCACUGCACUUGUAUGGCAGGGGAGGAGCGACCAUGCAGUUUGUAUGUGGCAAGAUAACUGUCUUAAUUUUUUUCCUUGGUUCAUGUUCUUGUGCUUGAUGGUUUCCAGUUGUAUUUGUACCUGUUGCAAAUGCAUUUCUUCUUGUUGAUGUUCUUGUUGCAGGUUUUACUUGUUGAUGUGUUUCGUUUUCUAGGUAAUUUGGAGUUAUCAACAGUUCCUGAGAGUGAGUAUACUAACACAUAUCAUCA